CAGCAACUGCGAUCGUUUACAAUUCGUUGCAGCGCUGCCCCGCCCUGUGCGACACCAUCGGUCCCCGUUUCCGACUGCACAAGGCAGCAGGGGACUAGGGUAGCUGCAUCAGGCUUCACGCAUUAAAAAAAAUCGGACCGUCUGCAUACCACAAUGCAAUGCUAGCAGCAGGGCUUGGGCCUCCUCCAGCGCUGCCCGCCGCCGCCGCCGCUGCUGCCUGCCCGCCAGGCCCGCGCCGCCGGAGUGCCAUCCACGCCCAGCCCACCCCUCUGCUGGACGCUGUGGUAGAGCGGGGGGAACGCUUCCAGGAGGUGCCCUUCCAUGUGCCUGGGCACAAGCGAGGCGGCGGCACGCCGCCCUGCCUGGGCCGCAUGCUGGCCGGCGCUGAGCGAUACGACCUCACCGAGCUGGAAGGCCUGGACAUCCUCAGCUCCCCCAGCGGCCCCAUCCUGGCGGCGCAGCAGCUUGCGGCGGCGGCCUGGGGCGCGGAUGCCACCUGGUUCCUGGUCAACGGCACCACCGCCGGCAUCCACGCCGCCGUCAUGGCCACGUGCGGCCCCGGGGACGCCCUGCUGCUGGCCCGCAACGCCCACCUGUCGGCCUUCAACGCCAUGGUGCUGGCAGGCUGCACGCCCGUGUACGCUCAGCCAUGCUGCGACGCGCACCUGGGCAUCGCUCACCACGUGGCGCCGGCGGCGCUGGAGGCAGCGUUUGAGGCGGCUGCGCGGCAGGAGCUGAGGGUGGGGGCCGCCCUCGUGGUGUCGCCCACCUACUUUGGAGUGCUCAGCGACAUUGCAGGCCUGGCGGCGGUGUGCCACGCGCGCGGCGUGCCGCUGCUGGUGGACGAGGCGCACGGCGCUCACCUGGGGCUGCACCCGGCGCUGCCGCCGUCUGCGCUGCAGCAGGGCGCCGACAUGGCGGUGCAGUCCACCCACAAGCAGCUGUCGGCGCUGACGCAGGCGGGCAUGCUGCACGUGCGGGGAGGGCGGGUGGCGCGGGAGCGCGUCAGCCGCGCUCUGCAGGUGCUGCAGUCCUCCAGCCCCAGCUACCUGCUCAUGAGCUCCCUGGACGCGGCACGGGAGCAGGCCAGCACCCCGGCCGCCCACGAAGAGGCCUUAGCGGCGGCGGCCUAUGCAAGGCAGCAGCUGGAGCGCUUGCCUGGCGUGCAGCUGCUGUCAGCGGGCCAGGUGGCUGGCAGCGGUGGGGUUGGUCUGGAUCCCCUGCGCCUCACCAUCAGCCUGCAGCAGCUGGGGCUCACAGGCUACCAGGCAGCGGCAGUGCUUGAGCAGCAGUGCGGCAUUGUGGCGGAGCUCGCCACGCCCACCUGCGUGGUGCUGGCAAUGGGCAUUGGCAGCACGCAGCAGCACGCGCAAGCGCUGGUGGCUGCAGUGCAGCAGCUGUGCCAGCAGCAUUACGGCGACAACAGCAGCAGCAGCAGCAGCAGUGCCUCCAGCAGCAGCCCGGCAGCCCCGCCUGCAGUGCCAUCCACACCAGACGUGAGGCUGUCCCCACGGGAUGCGUUCUUUGCGGCGGCAGAGGCGGUGCCAGCGGGGCAGGCGGGGGGCAGGAUCUCGGCGGAGCUGCUGUGCCCCUACCCGCCAGGCGUGCCGGCGCUGUACCCAGGGGAGGUGAUCACAGAGGUGGUGCUGCAGCAGGUGCAGGCCGUGCUGCGGCAUGGCGGCACUGUCACCGGAUGCAGCGAUGGCAGCCUGCACACGCUGCGGGUGGUGGCUGCACCCUGACGACCACCCACUGAUGGCGCUGCCCUCCAUUCUCCUCCUUGCUCCGCCCCCCACCUGUAAACCACGCCACCC
This is a messenger RNA of Chlorella variabilis, 1814 nucleotides long. RefSeq lists its product as hypothetical. The coding region runs from base 159 to 1742 and encodes 527 amino acids. Gene Ontology annotation, molecular function: catalytic activity. The transcript has 3 exons. The record is from RefSeq and is a predicted model, not a curated record. NCBI's taxonomy places the organism in Eukaryota, Viridiplantae, Chlorophyta, Trebouxiophyceae, Chlorellales, Chlorellaceae.